Molecule: messenger RNA, 858 nt
Organism: Acanthamoeba castellanii str. Neff
Lineage: Eukaryota; Discosea; Longamoebia; Acanthamoebidae
Exons: 1
Coding region: 1-858 (285 amino acids)
Source: RefSeq, a predicted model, not a curated record
AUGGCCGCACCGCCCUUGCCCAACCGGACGGCGUUGAACUACUCGGGUGGAGGUGGAGGCAGGCCGGUCGGGGUGGGUGCUCCCCCUCUUCCCUUCGCCACCCCCUACGGCCCCGCGUCGCCGCUGCAGCUCCCGCCGCGGCCAGCAGCAGUCCAGUAUUCACAGUCGCCCUACCCGGCACCCUACACCUCCUACGCCCUCGGUCCUCCCAUCUCCCACCACCAGCCACCACCUCACUACUCGCCGCCACCCCACUACUCGCCGCAGCCGCACCAGCAACCGCCCCCUGCAGCCCUCUACGCCCCGCCUCCCUAUCAGCAGCAGCCACCGCCUCCGCAGAUGCAGAUGCAAGCCUCUCCCCCUCGCCCCCCGCCGCCAGGCUCGAGUUCGUCGUCCUACUACGACGCCUGCCCACCACCGUCGCAGUCCUCUGAGGGCUGGCUCCCGCCGGGGGCGCUCGAGCCUCAGCCAUCGCCCCCCUUGCCGUCUUCCUCCUCCUCGUCCCUGUCGCCCGCACCCCCGCAGCCCGCACUGCCACCGCGCCCCCGCUCAGCCGGCACGACUCCCACCACUACCACGACGACGGCAUACGAUGGUAGCUACCCAUCGUCGGCGUCCGCACCAGGCCUGUCGACGUGCACCAGCAGCGAGUUCACGUACUUGGAACCGGCAGAGCUGACGCCGCGCGAUUCCUAUUCGAGUGUCCCGCCAACCAUCGCGCUCCCCGCGCUCCCGCCCCAACCACAGCCCCAGCCACACCACGCGGAGGAGAAGGGGACGCAUGAACACCUGAAGGUGGCAACUAACACACCGUCCCCGCGCACGGGACCGCCAGUUCUCUCAACCAGCGCCAGGUAG